Letharia columbiana is the source of this 990-nucleotide messenger RNA. RefSeq lists its product as uncharacterized. The transcript has 4 exons. NCBI's taxonomy places the organism in Eukaryota, Fungi, Ascomycota, Lecanoromycetes, Lecanorales, Parmeliaceae. Bases 1 to 990 code for a protein of 329 amino acids. The record is from RefSeq and is a predicted model, not a curated record.
AUGAUGAACAACGCCAUUGACCUUGCCAUUUCGACCAGGAGAUCCAAAUAUAGAGAAGUGCGAGUGGAGAGAAUCGAAGAGCGCGCCGGAUUAGAAGAGGAGACUGGACAUCUCCGGGUCGAGAUCUUGAGGAUCUUUGACGGAUCAACUUUCCUCCGAGAUGCGGAGCCUUUCGUUAAGACAACAAACGUCCUACCAAAUAUAUCUCCGAAGAAGCAAGAUAAGAAGGGCGAGAUCAAAGCAGAAAGAGAUCAGAAGAAGCUAGACUUAGCAAUCACACGCCACCUCGAGUUCGUCGUGCAUAUCCCCUCUGCCGUUCAGGAUGACGACGAUAUUGCUCAAGAAGCUAUUUCUUCAAUAGCACAAGCCUUGAAAGAAGCAGUAGAGCACACAGUGGAAGGCAGAGGUCAGGGUUACGGAAAUCAAAGCGCAACCCGGCAGAUCGAAGACCUGCGUACCCAAGUCCGACAACUUAGUGACGCCUCACUUGGGCAUCUCGACAUUUGCCGCAGAUUCUUAGAUGUUUAUCGACGGGACGUUCAGCAGAUCAUCAACACUGGACACAGGAUUCGAACCAGAAAGGCACGUGCUCAUCACGGCGAUUGCGUGACAGAUGCGGAGCUAUACGCAAGUGGAAAACGAGAAGAUGACUAUCUCUUUGUCCUAAUCUACGGACUUUCACACAAGAAAGUCCAACAGCUGGCACUUCACAAGAACCACACUGCGAUCCGUGCAUUGAUUGACUAUGGCACAAUGGAGGCCGAUUCAGAGAUUCGGAUACCCGAUCUUGUGAAGACAGCUUUCAUACGCUUCUGCUAUCAGCUUUGCGACAGUCCGUCGAAGAGCUUAUAUUACUAUGAUCAGGGUGACCCUUACAGAAGCCACUGGAAUUUCACGCUCAAGUUUCAACAGUGCAAGCAUGAUCGAAGAGCCGCCGAACGCACAGCUCGAAGAGAGCGCGACCAGAAACUAUCGCUUGACUCUAGCUGA